AUGAAAGUUAAUGAACUGCUCAAUCACCGUAAAACACAAUGGAAAUCAAUUUGGAUUAGUUACAUGGUCCAGAGUCUAACAGGCAUACAAGUUUCUAUUUUCUAUACUUCAAUGUGGCCUUAUCUAAAUUCAAUCGAUCCUCAUGCAGAUCUUUCUUUCUUCGGUUGGAUUAUUGCUUCAUUCAACAUUGGCCAAAUGAUGUCAAGCUGGACUUUCGGAUAUUGGAACCAAAAAACUAUGUCUACUCGCUACCCGGUUUCAUGUGGACUAGUUUUUAUGGCAGUAGGCAAUUUUAUUUAUGGCUUACUCCCUAUUUUUAGCGACAAUCGGCAGUGGUUUAUGCUUCUUGCACGUUUUACAGUUGGCUUUGGAUCAGGCAACCUAAUUGUUUUAAGAACAUAUUGUGCAACAGCAACUUCGGAAAAAGAUCGAACGAAAGCAGUAUCUUUGGCGAUUGGUGCAUUUGUUGGUGGUCUCUCUAUGGGCCCAGUUUUGCAGGCUUUAUUCACUCCAAUUGGCAAAAAAGGAUUUUCACUGGGUGUUAUUGUUUUGAAUAUGUAUACAACACCAGCUUUAUUAAUGGUAUUAAUAUCGAAUGCAGCUAUAUUCAUGCUAUUCGCAUUUUUUGAAGAAAAUUAUGCUGGAAUUCUUUCAGUAGAUAAAAGAAGUUGGUAUUCAAUUAAAACUCACUUUAAUGCUUUUAUUGUUAUUCCCAAAUUCGAUAAGGUACCAGCAUUAAUUUGUAUGUAUUUAUGGUUUACAGUGCAAUGUAUUAGUACAAACGUUGAAGUAAUCGCAACACCUCUCACAAUUAGUCUUUAUAAGUGGACUGAUACGCAAGCUGUGUUUUACAAUGGAUUACUUCUCUUUAUAAGUUGCAUUUUAAGUGUUUUGAAUUAUUUGGUUCUUGCUUAUACAUUUAUUGGCCAAAUUGAUAAAAGGAAAUUGAUGAUAUUCAGCUUUUUGUGCUUUCUUCUAUAUCAUUUAUUUGUUUUUCCUUGGCCAUUUUAUGACGGUCCACUUGAUUACGUAGAAAUAGAUACAUCUCUGCAUGGUGGUUGCUUCAGAAAAUACAAAUGGUGUAGUCAUACAACUAAAGUGCCUCUAACUGCUUACAUAUUGUGUUUUACGAUAAUAUUUGGUUUCGCAUUUCCUUACUUAGCUGGGCCAGUUGGAACUAUUUUUUCUCAAAUAUUGGGUCCACGGAAACAAGGAAUAAUGCAAGGAUUAUUUGAACUUGGUGGAUGCAUUGCUCGCUGUGUUGCACCAAUUAUUUUAACAAUACUAUUUGAAUCAUCUGGUUACUUAUGGUCCACCAUAUCACAUAUAAUUAUGCUUUUAAUUGGAUUAUUUCUUUUAAUUAUCUUUUACAAAAGAAUUGUUCCUCUCAAAGUUGUGCCUGAAAUUGGAGUACCAACUGUAUAUAAAUCAGGAGUAUUUUAUCGUUUGUAA
This is a messenger RNA of Dracunculus medinensis (Guinea worm), 1452 nucleotides long. Lineage: Eukaryota; Metazoa; Nematoda; Chromadorea; Rhabditida; Dracunculidae. The record is from the annotation of a GenBank genome assembly.